Messenger RNA from Periophthalmus magnuspinnatus, 1918 nucleotides. RefSeq names its product tripartite motif-containing protein 16-like. The coding region runs from base 7 to 1269 and encodes 420 amino acids. Gene Ontology annotation, molecular function: zinc ion binding; protein binding. NCBI's taxonomy places the organism in Eukaryota, Metazoa, Chordata, Actinopteri, Gobiiformes, Gobiidae. The record is from RefSeq and is a predicted model, not a curated record. The transcript has a single exon.
GCACAAAUGGCUCAGAGCGCAGUGGACCCCGCAGUGGACCCGACGGCUCUGACCUGCUCCUUGUGUUUGGAGGAACUGAAAGAGCCGGUCCCGCUUCCCUGUGGACACAACUACUGCGGCAGCUGCGUACGCAAACACCAGGGCAAGGCGAGGAAGAGGUUCUGCUGCACUGACGGACAGCUCCUAUGUGUAAUCUGCUGCAUGGACCGACACAAGGCUCAUCACACCUCUGCCCCAGAGAGGGCCCACAGUCAGGCAGGGCUGUCGGCCAGGAGGGUCCUGCUCCUCCAGAGCCUCCAGCACAAAGAGACAGACCUCCAGAGGCUCCAAAAGGAGGCCCAGGACAUCAGCCGCUCUGCGCAGAGAGCGCUGCAGCACAGCGGGGACAGCUUCAGAGACCUGGCCCUUCUCCUGGAGCAAAGACGCUCUGAAGUGGAGAACUGGAUCCGCUCCCAGGAGCAGAUCCAACUGAGCCGACUCCAACGGCUCCAGAACCAACUGCAGGAGGACGUGACUGAGAUGAAGAGGAGCCUCUCUGAGCUGGACGCUCUGGCCCUCACCCAGGACCGUGACCAGUGCCGCCCCCCUCUGGCCACAGACACACAGCACACGGAGUCCAGGAUCCAGACUGGACCAAGGAGGGACUUUGAGGACGUGUCCAGAGCUGUGUCUGCGCUCAGGGACAAACUGCAGCUCAUUCUGGGGAAGGUCAUAGUUGAAGACCCUGAGCCCAGCUCCAGAGAAGACUUCCUCAGAUACGCACGCGACAUCACUCUGGAUCCGGACACCGCAGACCCACACGUGUCUCUGUCUGAUGGAAACACAAGAGCUACGUUUGUGUUUGAAAAGCAGCGUUCUCCAGAUCAUCCGGACAGAUUCAGCGUGUACCAGGUCCUGAGCCGAGAGGCGCUGACAGGCCGCUGUUACUGGGAGCUGGAGUGGGACGGGAUGGUUCUAAUAGCAGCUGCUUACGGAAACACUGAGAGAGACUGUGAGUUUGGAGAUAAUGGGAAAUCCUGGGCCUUGGACUGUCAGAGCAAAAGUUACUCAUUUUGGAGCAACAAAGUCCGGUCUGAGAUCUCAGGUCCGGUCCGGUCCAGAAGAAUCGGGGUUUAUCUGGACCACAGUGCAGGGGCACUGUCCUUUUACAGUGUUCAGGAUGAAACCAUGAGACUGCUCCACAGGGUCCAGACCCGCUUCACUCAGGCUCUACACGCUGGGGUCCUUGUCGGGUUUGUAUCUACGGCACGUUUCCUUAAACUGAAAUAACCUCAUCAACGGUCACGGCCAGACGCCAUUUUGAUCCUGGUCUGUUCUGGACUUAAACUGGACUUGGGACAGGACUCAGGACAUAAAAACAGCAUCAGAACCAGAGUGAGAAACACCAGAGGAAGUCCAAAGAGGAGCUGUUAUUUUAAAAUGUAGACUCACCACUAACUCUGCAGGUGAAAUACUGCCCAGGGCUUUUGGUGCUGGGCUAAAUGUACAAAUAUGUUUCAUGAUGAGGAAUAUAACUCUGAUAAAAGUCUUUUUCUGUUUAAUCAGUGUGAUCCAAAUGGAAGAGUUCAAAAACAGAUAUGUUUGUAAAAAGUGUUUUUCUUUUGACCCCAUCUUCUACAGAUUUGAGCCGUAACAAUAAUGUAAAGUGGACAUUUUGAAGAAGGGAUGGGCUUAUGUUUUAGAGCAGUAAAAUACUUGUGUCUUGUGUAAAUAUCCCUGUACUAAGAGUAAACAAGCGUCCGACGACUUUUUUAAAUGGAAAUGAUCGGUUUUUACAAAUGAACUCUUUGAUUCUAAAUGUAGCCAACUAUUUCUGUCAUUAAAAUAAACUCUAAAUGAGCUGUAUUGUUCUGAACAGCUGCAGAGUUUAUUUUUAUAUAUAAAUAUAUAUAAGCAGUUUAUGGUUCAGAGGGAGACA